UUGGAUGAUGCUGACUUGAUACAAGUUCAGUGUGGGGAGGAUCAGCUGAGGUGGGUAGCUGUCAAGAUGUGAUUUAAAAAAAAUCAAAUUAGUUCUAUUUCCCGAAAAUAAAAAUCAGCUCCGUAUGCAUGCGACAUACACGCUCAACAAAGAUGGCUAACUUAUUAGUGAGAGCAGUAACUCCGAGAGGACGUAGGGUUUAUUUGAUGAUGGCCACCGGGCUUUUCUUGCUGUCUAUGUCACUACUUUUCAUCAAAUCACUAAGUGGCAAGCUUCCCAUGAGACACCUUCAGUUUAAUGAAGGAUUUUACCGAUCAAAGUACUUGGAAUCUAAUUAUCUGCAAUACUCGCGUAAGGACUGGGAAGAAAAAAUCGAUAGAGACAGCCAGAGGGGACUCAUUUGGCUAGUUCAGAUCUCGGAUAUUCAUCUGCAUACAGGAGCUGUGGAGGAGGUGCAGCACUUCCAGGAGUUUGUGGAUGAUGCAAUAACAAUCCUCAAGCCUGCUGCUGUUCUUGUUACAGGUGAUCUAACCAAUAGCAAGGUUUACGGUGUGAAACUGGCACAGCUUCCUCAAGAAUGGUCCAUAUAUCAGCGAUCAGUGAAGGACAGGCUUGUCUUGAACAAUUCAACACUCUGGCUAGAUAUUGCAGGCAACCAUGAUAACUUUGAUGAAGUGCAGCACUCCCAUUUCAAAGCACAUGCUGUUCAAGUGGAUUUUGGCACCAGCCGUACUGCAAAAGCUACUGUUAUUCGAGGCAUCGACGGUCAGAACAUUACUUUGCUACCCUUGGAUGCAUCGCUGAAGCCAGGGAUUAGGGCUUUCAAUUUUUUAGGUCAUCUUCCUGAUGAAGAGUUAAAGGAUUUACACAAUGCAGCCCUAGAGGCACGUACCAAGGGCAACAUUGUCAUGUUCUAUGGACAUUACCCAAUAAGCACCAUUGUGUCAUCAAAGGAUUUGAAGAAGCUGCUAGCCAUGGGAACAGCCUAUCUUUGUGGUCAUCUUCAUACUGGCUUUGGAUUUAUUGACACCAUGUGGACAAGGCAUGCUACUGGACUUAUAGAAGUAGAAUUGGCUGACUGGUUCCAUAAUCACAGGUAUCGUAUAUUGACUGUUGACAAUGGGCAAGUGACAUGGCUAGAUAUCACUCAUCCUUCGUGGCCAGUUGUGAUUGUAUCAAGUGUUGGGCGCUACCCAAAAGGCCAGGCCUCUGUUAGAUAUAUUGUCAGGUUACUUGUGUUUACAAAUGAGGAGAUUUCUGCAGUGUCAGUGCGAGUUGAUGAUAAUCUUGGACACUGGAUAACUUGCAAGCACAAAUAUGGCCCACUCUACACUGCCACAGUUGAUGUGCAGACAGACACAUGGGAGCCACAUGUGAAGGAAGAAGAUUUUGUUAAGAACUUACAGGUAUUGGUUGGAAACUCUUCUGGUAGUAAAACUCUGUUACGGAUCGGGAUGGAGGGAGCAGGGUUCCUGCGGCCUCAGCCUUCAUACUUGGGGUCACUUAUCCUCUCUAUCAAGCUUCAUGAUGUGUUCUUGGUGAUCUAUAUGACUGGCAUUGGCACGUGUAGUCUUCUUCUCAUUCUGGGCAGGUACCAAGUGCGAUGUGAUCCUUUAAUACCAAAGCGGAUGAUUGGAGCAUCCUCGAGCUUAAGCAACAACCGCACUGUGUUUGUCCUGGUGGUAGUAUUUCUCCUCUAUCCUUUCAUAGGUCCAUGGUACAUUGGACAUCUUGCCAAAGACAAGUUAGGUGCAGUGUUCAUGUGGGGAAUCUUCGUUGACUCUACCAUGUUGCCAGGAGAACUCACAUAUCCUGACGCAUUCUUCUUGGUGAGCUAUUGGAUCACACUACAGAUGCCAGUAUUUAUUAUUGUCUUCAUAAAAAAAAUGCUAAGCUUUGACACAGCCAGACACAAGUGUGGGCGUUGGUUAACAGUCUGGAUGAUGAUCAUCAUAAGUUUUCAGUUACCAAGUAUCUUUGCUUGGUUAGUGUUGGACAGCAUCCUGCUCAAUGGGCCACUUAGGCUCAUUUUGACACUUAUUGCCAUAUCCUUGUGGAAAAGAGUAUAAUAUACUCAUGUAUAGUGUGUUAAGUCAUGUAUGGAUCAAGUAUGAAACAGUUUGUUUAGGAAGGUGUUACUGAACUUAAUAUAAAAGGUAAGUCAUAUUUGUUUUCUAUUUGAAAACAGUCUCAGGAUUGUCAUAGUCCAUCAACGAAGGCUGUCUUGGCCAUGUUUCCUACCAAAAACAAGAAACACACAUGCCAUUUUUAUUUAUAUGCCUUGGCUUUUCCAAUAUUCAUCAUCAUCAAUAAAUAGCACUGUUGGUUCCCACUAUCUGUCUGUUUUAUCUUAUCCCAAUAACUACCCAAUAGUCUGUUGGUAAUUGCAGAAUCAUGUCUAGUAUUGUCUUAGAACCUCUUACAAACCUCUAGACUUUACACUUUCAAAAUUUUCACAAUCACUUUAUUCUACCAACUUUCUGUCUUUCCCUCCUUAUGACCUUUUGUAUCACACAUUCUUUUUAUUACUUUGUCAUCACCCAUUCUUUCUAUAUACCCCAACUAUCUCCAUUACUGUAUUAUUUGAUUUUCUUCCCUAUUCUGACAUUCCUUCCUGGCCAGUCACCCUUUGCUUCCUUUUCCUAAGGUACUCUUUGAUCCACCAGUGUACAUUUCCUGUUAUUCCUGCUUGCAUUUCAGGUUUUUGCCCCAUUCUUUUAUGGGGUAAAAUAUCAAAUACCUCCUUUCAGCUUAAGAAAAUGCAAGCCAUCCACCUCUCCUCUCUCUCUCUCUCUCUCUGUCUCACUUCCAUUACACUGUCAUUGAAUUCCAACAAGUUUGUAAGACAAGAUUUGCCAUCUCUGAACCCUUGCUGGUCAUUGUGUAUGAAGCUAUUUCUCUCCCAACUGCUCUGCCACUCUCCUGAUUAUCUUCUUCAUUACCUUGCACAAUAUGUAUGUGUUUAUGAAGCUGUUUCUCUCCCAACUGCUCUGCCACUCUCCUGAUCAUCUCCUUCAUUACCUUGCACAAUAUGUAUGUGUUUAUGAAGCUAUUUCUCUCCCAACUGCUCUGCCACUCUCCUGAUCAUCUCCUUCAUUACCUUGCAUAGUAUGUAUAUCAGUGAAACUGGUCUGUAGUUCAGUGUUUCCUGAAUGUUUCUUUUAUAUAAUAUAGGGACUAAAUUCACUGUCUUCCAGAUCUCUAGCAACUGUAUCAUAUUCAUUGACUUGCAUAUUUUAGCUAGUGGUUCAGAUAAUGCUUCCUCUUUGUAGAAUCCAUGCUAAAACUAUGUCAGGUCCAUUUGCCUUCAAUGUUCCCAGCUUCAUCAAAUGUUUUUUUACUGGCUGUGUCAGUUGGGUGAGUGGUUGUCUUUGCUGAUGUCAGGGAGGAGAGUGAGAAGGGAAGAAAUGCAGGAAACUCUUAUCAUUUGUUGUCUGUUCACACUCACAUUACAACAGACUCCAGUAUCAAGCUUGAGCAAACAUUGACACAUUAAGGCUCGUGCCCUAGUUAUCUCUAUACGUAGAGUAAUAUUUGCAAUAUAGCACAUGUACAUGUAUUUUUUCCAAAUAUUUUCUUAAUCUUAACCACUUUCCUGUAUGAAUUACUAAACUUAAAAGGAAAAACUGGUUUUUAUUUUUAACCCUUUCAGGGUCGAGAGGCCCUCUCCUAAACUUGUUCUCAGGGUCGAAAAUUUUUUGGAAAAAAACAAAAAAAAUCUUAUGAAAUGAUAGAGAAUCUUUUCCCAAUUAUAAUGACAUCAAAAGUGUGAAAUUUGAUGGAAAACUUACGGAAUUAUGCUCUUGCAAAGUUAGCGGUCUCGAUGAUGUUUAUGCAUCGGCGAUUUCGCCCACUUUGAGCCCCAUUUUCUGGCCAAUUCCAGUGUACUAGUCGACAAAAAUCACAAUUAUUUCACUAGAACUCUAUUUUUUCUAUCAAAUGAGUACAAGAAACCACCCAUUUACCGAUUUCAACUGUCCAAUAUAGUGGUCAGAAAUUGGCAAUUUUGCCAAUUUCACACAAAUUUCAAAAGAUACCAAUUUUCAAAUAGGGUCCAGAAUAAACAAGACAGACAUUCCUGGCACUAAAAUAACAUUUUCUCUGUUCAUUAGUCAUGUCCCCAGGCUCCUCAUACAUUUCUUUUGUUUUCCACUUUGAAUUUUUAUUCUCACAAAAAAUAGAAGAUUUACUGUUAUGCAGACUACUGCAUUAGUGUAGAAAUGGUAUAAAUAAUAUCAGCGCACUUGUGAAAGAAUGUUAGACUCACUAGUUGACGUGUAUUGGACGCGUGGCAUGAUUUGUUUACUUUUGAACUUCGGCAAAAAUCGAACAUUUCUGCUAAUUUGAGCUCAAUUUCAAGGUACUUUUCAUUGUGAAGCCAAUCAAACUCCUCUCAAUUUCUGUAAUAUGUCUUCCAUUCUAUAAAAUGUGACCAGGAAAACUAGAAUACAACCAUAAAUACCAUACAAAAAUACACUGCUAAUUUGCUGUUUUAAACCAAAAACACUGUCGGAGUUUGUUUUUUUCCUCAUGCACUGUGUGCUGCAGGAUUUUUUUUAUACUGUGCACACUGACCACAUAGACCCAUUCUUUCAUAUGUAGGCUUACCAGCUUUCUCUCGCUAGAUUUGAAGGUGCUAGAAUUUACGCGUACUAGUACGUCAAUAACCCUGGCACGUAAGACGUACUAGUACGUCGGAAACCCUGAAACAGUUAAAUCACCCUACCUCGGUGGGAUACAGACGAUUUAUUGAAAAAAAAAAAAAUUUAAUCUGUCUCCCCUCUCCUCAUAAACCAAUAGGAUCUGUUAGGUAAAUGUUUGUUGUCUCUUCCUUAUACAGAAUCUUGUCAAGUACAUAC
Molecule: messenger RNA, 4859 nt
Organism: Cherax quadricarinatus
Lineage: Eukaryota; Metazoa; Arthropoda; Malacostraca; Decapoda; Parastacidae
Product: transmembrane protein 62
Molecular function (GO): hydrolase activity
Source: RefSeq, a predicted model, not a curated record